This is a messenger RNA of Physella acuta, 1740 nucleotides long. Its product is annotated as protein SSUH2 homolog. The record is from RefSeq and is a predicted model, not a curated record. Gene Ontology annotation, molecular function: heat shock protein binding. NCBI's taxonomy places the organism in Eukaryota, Metazoa, Mollusca, Gastropoda, Physidae.
ACUUUAGCCUCCACAAGAAGUGAAUUCAUUCAAGGGGAAGUAAAUACAUUUAGGGGAAGAAAACCAUUGACGUUGUUUAAAAAUAGAUCUGGAAACCCCCGAACUGUUGAGGAAUAUUUCCAUUCAACUUCCUAUUGUGUGUGUUAAUGUGUUGUGUUGAUGUGUUGUGUUGAUGUGUUGUGUUGGUGUGUUGUCUGCCCACUUGAUCAUCACACGACACGACACAACUGAGCUAUGAGUGAAAACACAAACUUCGCGUCUGGAAGCCGGACACCCUAUGGGGCCGUGCAAGGCUCGAUCUAUCCAAGUGUAGGGCAACAUGCAGGUGCUAGCCAGUCAAACACUAAAGCAACUCAUGAUGCAAGUGUACCGCCGCUAGAACAAAUGGAUAAAAUCCCCGGAUAUGCCGCCGUAGGAUUUGAUGAAGGAAUGUUUCUGGCGCCCCCCUCUCAACAGCCACGGCUGGACGAGGCGUCACCCCAGCAGGACCAGAGACCCAGGAGCACUUUCAACUACACACCAUUGACCAGAGAGCAAGCAAGGGAGGCUAUCAUACAUUAUGCCGCUGAUCACUGUUGCUAUGGCAACAAUCCAGCUGUUAAAAUGGAGUUUACCAACAUGGCGUCAACAAGUUCUUUUCAUUACACCCUGGAAACCUUUGGCGAGAGCAGGUCAACCAAGUGGACCAGCCAUCCCUACCUGGGGGAGGGGCUGGUGGUUACUGGACCCCCACCUGGACCCUGGGACGUCAUGGUGGCGCCCCCUGUCAUGUUUCAGAAAAAUAAAAAGAAGAUUGAAGUUCCCAACACAGCCUCAGUAAAGCCAUGCCACAACUGUAACGGCAGGGGAAAUAAAUCGUGUGGCUUUUGUCAGAGCAGCGGAAGGAGAAAGUGUCUCACCUGUAAUGGUACGGGCAGAAGUAGGAUGGAUGCCGGACCCUCACAAUGCAUGAGUUGUCAGGGAGGAUGGACCAAGUGCUACUCUUGUAAUGGUGCCGGCCACAAUGUUUGUACUAAAUGUGAGGGCAGGGGUAACCUCAGAUGGUACAUCCAGCUCACAGUACAAUGGACAAACCAUACUGACCACCACGUCAUAGAGAGGACAGCCCUGCCCAACUCCCUCAUCACCCGUGUGACUGGACUUGUGGCGUUUGAAGAAUCCCUGCCCAGGGUGUCACCUGUCAGCCACUUCCUGGAGACAGAGAUCAAUACAGCGUCACACGCGCUCGUCAACAAACAUGCAUGCAGCUUCCCCACGGAGAGGAUUUUGAUGCAGCGUCACGUGGUUCAAAUUGUUCCAGUCACUGAGGUGAGCUUCACCUAUGAAGACAUGAUGUCAUCUUUUUUUGUUUAUGGAAAUGAACAUAAAGUCUAUGCACCCAACUACCCUGAGCAAUGCUGCUGUGGAUGUUCAGUGCUGUAAGGCUGGAUGUGUUGUUUACUUUAGCAAUACCACCCCAGCUGACCAAGUAGCUUGUACAUGCUCUAGUCCAUCAAUGACCUGGACUAGUUUUGUUUUAAACAUUUUAAUUUUAGUCACACCAUUGUAAAGUUGCUUAAUCAUUGCGCCCCUGACUUUCUAGCCUUACUUCUCAUGUCUUCCUUGUAGCUCCCUGUUCCAAUAGAACUUUGUUUUGGAUACAAAAUUUUCUCCUUGCAUACAUUUAUUUUCUGGGUAUAAAAGCCACAUUUCCUUCAAAUACAUAAAAACUAUGUUUAUUAAUGUGUUGUUGUAAUUAUA